Molecule: messenger RNA, 4815 nt
Organism: Pollicipes pollicipes
Lineage: Eukaryota; Metazoa; Arthropoda; Thecostraca; Pollicipedomorpha; Pollicipedidae
Biological process (GO): regulation of RNA splicing
Cellular component (GO): nucleus; cytoplasm
Molecular function (GO): protein binding
Source: RefSeq, a predicted model, not a curated record
CUCGCGGCGGCGACAGGCACGGUACCUCUCCCACACGGUCACGUCGCGCCACGCCUCCGCCGGUGCACACAGCGUCUGGUGACUGGCGGUCGGCGUACCCCGCUCGGCCGGAGCCAUGCCGGCUGGACGGGCGGUGUUCUGGGCGGCGGCCGCCGCAGUCCUGAGUGGGGUCGCGGCGCAGAAGGCCACCGAGUGUAGCCCCGGCCCGUCCGUGGCCGCCACGGUGUUUGCCGUGCUGCUGCUGCUCUGCCUGGGCGUACUCGGAUUCGUGCUGUAUCAAUACGUCUGGAAGCCGCGCCACUGCCCGCCACUGGAGAAGGUGGUGUUAGCAGAACGCGGAGUUGACGAGGGCAGGUUCGCAUUUGACAAUCCGUACUUGGAAGCAGAAGAUGACAUUGGACGGAAAAGUACCCUUCCGUGCCAUGAUGUUCUGGCGCCAUGCGAAAAGACAGAUGCCUCUCGCAGCGGUGACUCGAAGGCAGCAAAGAAAGGCGGCUUCAGCGUGUUCUCUACCGCAUCGAAACAACCGCGGACACGCGCCGCCGACGACUCGUCGCUGGCUCAGCCGGAGACCAUCACCGUCCCAUUGCGUGGCCACGACUUCACCGGACUGGGCUUCAACAUCUGCGGCAACAUGAGGGACGGCAUCUUCAUCAAGGACGUGUCGCAGCACGGCCCGGCCAUGGAGUCGGGGGUGGUGCAGCAAGGUGACCGCGUGACGGGCGUGACGGUGUCGUUCGGCCAGAUGGUGCUAGAGGACGCCGUGUCCAUCCUCGGCUACGCCUCGCCGUACGACGUGCAGCUUCACCUGCAGCGCGAGCCGGGCCGGCGUCGAUUCACCACCUCAGCCCCGGCCACCACCGCCGCCAGGCUCAGACACCCAGCCUUCCGCAGCCAGAGCUCCGAAGACCUGACCAAGAUCAGUGGGGCGUCGCUUCCGCUGGCCAAGCGUCCGCAGCCCGCGAAAUCGGGUCGCCCCACCGCCAAGGGCAGCUCCCUGCAGACAGAGUCGAGCACCGCUUCUAGGCAGUCGCCCACUGGCGAGAAAUCCUCCAAGGCGACGCCAUCGGAGAGCCGCACCGAGACAACUCUCCACGUCCAGCGCAGCCAUCCAGCGGCCAUGCGUGUAGGCUCAACUGCGGCGGGCUUCCGAGAGAUGGCAAUUGAUGUACCCGAACGCUUCGAGGCCGACUCGAAAGGAGACAUGGAGAGUGCAUCCGCUCCGUCCAAGGUCCACAAGAUCGGGAUCAGAGUGCUGCCACUGCCGACCGACCCGCCGACCCAAAAACGUCCCGGUGGGGCUGGUGCGGAGAGCCCCGUGGGUCCAGCGGGUGCCGCGACUCCGGUGAGCCCCACAGCCGGUGAGACGCGUGACAGCCGCCGCAGCGUGGCGCUGGGCGUGCCAUCCCUGCGGCUGGCAGCCAGGGAUCACGAGGGCUUCAACGUGGAUGCGUGCCUCACCAAGGUGGCCAACGACAUGCCGUGCAGCCGGGACAUGGACGGCGAAACGGGCGAGCCGACGACGCCGCGCAGCCUCGGCGACGAGACCGACCACAGGCGCGUCCGCAUGGGCACCUCUAGCUUUAAGAGGCAGAACAGGGUGGACCAGACCUCGCUCGACCGGGAAACUGGCUUGCCGAAUGAGACGGAGAAAGGCUCGGCGAAUGAGGUGGUCGGUGACACGCAGGGCUUGCUGAAGAUUGCUGGAGACGGCGACAUUAGUUUGAGUUCUACGGAGAUAACUGAAGAUGGGUUUGCUGCUGAAAAGCUUCCCACCUCACUGACGGAGCAGCGCGAUCAGGAGUUUCCACACGAUCAUCCCUCGGGAGAAGUGGAGCAAGACAUGGAACUGAGCCAACGCGAAACGCGUUCCAGGAAAGGCAGCAACAGCUCUAGUUCCAGCUCAGAUGUGGAAGGAAGAGCCGGGGAUUUGGAUAAUAAAACCCCAGCAGUAGGUCUUGAUCCGGGCAGGAACGCCACGAGUGUGGACAAGACUCGCCAGAGGAGCUCCAGUUCCAGCUCCAGUAGCGCCAGUUCCGGAGCGCAGCGACCAGAGAACAUGUGGCAGGACAUGCCCGACGAGAUGCGGCUGGCGGCGGGAGCAGCGCAGGACAGGAGAGGCCGGCAGACCGGUCGGCAGGCGCCCCGCAUCCACGCCGGUCUGGACGCAGCGCUGGCCGCGGGGAACGAGAACACAGCACCCGGCCAGAUGGAGGAGCACGCGCUCGACGCGUCUCCCAGGGAUGCGAGCGGGGGCGAGGCUGGGCCGGUGGAUGAGGAGGAAGUCAGAAAGGUGGUGCGGCCCGAUGUCGUCGAACUGGAGAAAACUACAGUGUCGCGACCAAAGAUUGACAAGCUGGAAGCGUUCAAGGAAGUGUUGGCCAUGACGCCUGCCCAGCUCGUGAAACGAAAACGAGAUGAUGUGGAGGAGGACGUUAUUGGUGAAACAGUGGAGAAGAGCUCUGCCCACAGAUCUUCCGAACCACAGGUGGACAAAAUGCCCAGAAUCACUGGUGAAGUGACCGGUAUCGUCGAGGUCGGCGAGAAAAAAUCGAGCAAGACAAAUCCAGUCAUCGUCAGCGCCAUAGAGACUAGCCCGCGCUCAGCCAGCCCCACCCAAUCCCACGACAUGGCAACCGAAGGCGGGAGACGAGGCAGCUCGCCGUCUGGCACGUCCUCUGGCUCGCCGGACAGCGGAAGGGCCGUGACGCGGCCGCCACGGCCUCCGCCGCCGCCGCCGCCGCGGCAUCCGGCCAGCGACGGCGACGGUGAGCGACUGAGCUCCUCGACCGGCGACCUGAGCAGGCAGGGCCGGCCCGAGUCACCGCCGCUGGGCCGCGCCGUCUCGCUCGAGCUGGCGCGGCCAGACUCUCCCGAGCCGAGCGGCCAACCGCGGCGUCUCUCGGCGGCCGCCUGCGAGGGGCCGCAGCUCGACCUCAGCCGCGUCGGUCGGCAGGACGGCGAGGACGGCGGCCACGGCCGCUACGGCGAGCUAGUAACGGCACCCGGCCGCGUGCCGCGAGACUCGCUUCGCAUCUCCCCCGAACCGUCCUCAGAUGAGGAGAAUGCAGAGGAGACUGGUCAGGUCUCAGGCACCAACGGACAUGGGAAGGCCGGCUCGAAUCAUGUACCGCACCCAAAGGCAGCCGCGCCUGUGGCGCCGCCUAUAGUGUUGGCAGUACUGCCAUCUGUAAAAUCGGAGCAGCCCCGAUCGGUGCUGAACGGAUCGGAAGCCCACGCGGUCGACCACGCGGCGCAUUCCUCAGCAGAAACAGCCUCGAGGACGGCUGCUGAAGACCACGGUCCGAGUCGGCCAGAGCCGCGUGUGCCGCCCACCCCGGCACCGCGGUUGGCGCCGGCGCCGCGGGCCGACCUGGAGGUGUUCCAGAUCAGCGAGCAGGAGCUGGACGAUGUAAUGUUGUCGCACCGGGACUACCUGCGGCGGGAGGCCGAGCGGCGCGCGCUCGUAUGCCGGCUGGCUGCAGACGAGGCGCGCAGGUCGAGCCCCGCCCCCGAUCCGUAGUAGGCCUGGCCCGUCCUCACGCACGACGGUGAGGCACAGGCUGAGACUGUGCCGGGCUCCGGACCACCAAAGUGAUACGAUACCCUUUGAUCCGGAAGAAAAAAACCGGACUGUAAACUCGCUCUUUGCGCGCGGAAAAGAGAACCCAGCUAAGUCAGAUAUUUUCUCCGUCAGACAGCGAAAGCAAGUGCAGACUGCCCUUGAGAAGAGUGGGCAAGAAGUCUGAAAGGUGUGAAUUGUGGCGUGGUCCAUCAAAACCCGACCGUCGCUUGUUUCAGUGGACCGGCGCCGAAGUAAUUCACCGAUAUAAGAGAAAGCAAAAGAGAACAUAUAGACCGCUAGAUUUUAUAUAAGUGAUGACACAAUCAAUGAACCUUAGAAGGGUUUCCAAUAAUGAGACGGUUCAGACAGUGACAGCGUACGUUGUUAGGCCGUCCCACCACAUAAGAGACGAAUGCUCGUAAUCUCAUUAACAUCGACAACGGUGGUAAAAAGAGAUCAGUGAGCGGCUCCCAGAUGUCAGACAGGUGUAUAUAUGCUCCGGUGCAGGGGGAAGGUGCACACUUUCAUCAAGUUUUCUAAGGUUUAACGUUACGCUUAUGGCUUUUCAUGAAAAGAAAUGCCUGCGAAAACCUCGAUGCCUGCCGAUAAUCUUUAUCCGUGGCGGAGCCAACGGACAGCAAAUAGUCGAGCAGGUGAUCGAGCAAACGUCGCAGUGCGCCAGAGGUGGCGCGGUGUUUUGCACUGUGUCGUAUUGCACGUGCUUCACUGGCGCCGUGAGGUCGCGUGGAUUAUGCAUGCAUGAAUCUGUGACCUAACCACAGGUUUCGCAGGCGAAAGACCAUGGCGCUGCCGGGAUUAGGUCAUCAAGUGCGUGCCCCGGGGGCAUGGGGCUGUGCAAGGCUGUAUACGCGGCCACCUAGGAAUUACAUACCGUCCACGUGGCCGGCCAUCGGUGACUUACGUUCAGUGGGCCGCGGCGGUGCUGUGCUGGAAAAGGAGGACUAAGCAUGAACUUAGUCAAAUGACUGACCGAAGUGCAUGUUGAAGCAGUGACUUCAACUGAGUGACUACUGAUCACGCGUUGUAUGCUUCGUGAGCGGAGGCUGGGAAGUCGUGUCUGUCGCGAGCCGUCCGAGCGGCGGUGAUUUGAUGAUCAUUCAGUGUUUUAGCUUACGGUUUGGGCAGUGCAUUUCGCAGACAGCUACUGCACAUUGUAAAAGUGGAGCGGUUCUUAACGUCGACCAUGAUCUUAUCAUUGACCUCGGCAACCGAACGAAUGUGAUGUGUAA